AUGUCUAUUGAACAGAAUCUUCUUAUUAAUAUAGUUGAUCAAAUAGUAUUACUUGAUGAAAAUUUUUCAUCGAAUGAUUUAAAUGCUAUACGAACAUUUAAAUCAACAGCAUCAUCAUCUAAUUCAUCAAUUAAUAGUUUAGUACAAAUUUUACCUGUUUCAAUACAAUGCCAAGUAAAUGAAUAUUUAAAUGAAAUAAUUGGACAACUUGUCCUUUGUACAGGUGUUAAUGCAAAAUCUCAAUUACCAAAUACAAUAUCUCAUAUAAUCAAACGAACAUUAUCUAAUCGAAAAGAAAUAACGAUAAAAAAUGGUCAUUUUAAAAAACAAAUUCAUUCACUUACUGAACUUUAUUCAAAAUUAAAUACACAAAUUCAAAAUGUUUGUAUUGAACAAUUAAAAAUGAUUAAAGCUAAUGAUAUAAAUACAAGUCAAAUUGAUACACUUCGUGAACAAUAUCAAUUAUUACUUAAACAAAUACAAUUACGUCGAUGUGAAUUCAUUCGUGAUAUAUAUACAAUGGAAAAUAUUGAAAUAUUACAAAAUAUGAAAUUAGAUUGUGAAGAAAAACAACAUCAAUAUGAUGAACAAAUAAAUCAUUUUAAAAAACUUGAAAUGGCUAUUACUAAUGAAGGUGUUCAUUAUCAACAUUUAAUAAAACGUUAUUAUGAAUUAUGUGAUGAAUUAAUCAAUGCUCAAAAUGCACUUAAACGACUUAAACAACAAAAAGAAAAUAGUUCAAUUUAA
Rotaria sp. Silwood1 is the source of this 747-nucleotide messenger RNA. Lineage: Eukaryota; Metazoa; Rotifera; Eurotatoria; Philodinida; Philodinidae. The record is from the annotation of a GenBank genome assembly.